CUCUCACAUGAAACCAUCCAUGAAGAUUUGCAUGUUUUAUUUAGGUGUUUUGUUGUUGAUAUCAAACUACUUUUCCCUCACCACUUCCAAAUCACUCUUCAAUCUCACCAAUGAUCAAUAUGCUCUCACUGUCUUAAAAAACUCCAUUGUUUCCGAUCCUAAUGCCAUCUUGCAUACAAAUUGGUCAAUUCACACUCCCAUUUGUGGAUGGAUUGGUGUCUCUUGUGGCAUCAAACACAAAAGAGUAACUGUCCUAGACCUUUCUAGCUUCGAGCUCCAAGGCACCAUCCCUCCACAUCUCGGAAACCUAUCGUUUCUUCGAGUUUUAGACAUCAGCUCCAACAGUUUCACGGGCGUCUUACCAUCUGAGCUGUCUAAGUUGCGACGUUUACAAGUGAUAAAUGUCGAAGCUAACAACUUCACCGGAGAGAUACCAUCUUGGUUCGGAGCCUUAUCUCAACUCCGGCACAUGUAUUUGAAUAACAAUAGCUUCUUCGGCAGAAUCCCUUCUUCUCUAUUCAAUCUCUCGAGGCUUCAGAGUCUGAAUGUGAGCUUCAAUACUCUCGAUGGAAGCAUCCCAAACAACAUAUGCAAUAUUACUUCAAGAUUAAGAGAAUUCAAUGCCUUUGGGAACCGACUUGAAGGGGAAAUUCCAAGAAAUAUAGGCAAAUGCAAAGAGCUUGAGGUGCUGCAAUUGCAAAACAAUAGUUUUAACGGCGAUAUACCAAGUGAAAUUGGGAGUUUGAGUAUGCUCAAGGGUUUGAUUCUAUGGAAAAACCAAUUCAAAGGUGGAAUACCAAAGCAAUUUGGCAACCUUACUUCUCUGAGAAUGCUACACCUUGGGUAUAAUCAAUUGACAGGUGGAAUAUCAAAGCAAGUUGGGAACCUCACUUCUCUGAGAACGCUAAUCCUUGCGGAUAAUCAUUUGACAGGUAAAUUACCAGAAGGACUAUUUAAUUUCGCUUGGCUGAGUUUGCUUGCUGUUCCAAGGAAUUCCCUAUCUGAUGCUAUUCCACCACUCAUCUUCAACAUAUCAACCUUGCAAACAUUAGACCUUUCAUACAAUCAGUUUUCAGGUAACCUUCCUUCAAACAUGGGACUAUCACUUCCCAAUCUCCAAGUCCUUGCUUUACAAAGCAACAAACUUACCGGCCCCAUUCCCGCCUCUAUCAACAAUGCUACUCAGCUUCAUAUCUUAAACUUGCAAGUGAAUUCAUUCAGUGGCUCCAUUCCCAGUUUUCCUAGUUUAAGGCUCUUAACCAUGUUUGUACUCAGCGAAAAUAACUUGAGUGCAACCCCGGAAAUGAAAUUUAUCUCUUCAUUAACUAAUUCCCAGCACCUAAAGGUUAUUGAAAUAUCAGCCAAUCCACUAUUGGGUUGUGUUCUACCAAAUUCCAUAGGAAAUCUAUCCAAGUCCCUUGAGCUUUUCUUGGCGCACAACACAAGUAUGAAAGGAAAUUUGAAGAAACUUGGGAGAUUAGACCUUUUUUGGAAUCAGUUGCGAGGAUCUAUCCCCAUUGAUCUUUGUCAAAUGAGUGAGUUAGCAGAGGUGUACAUUGGCAUCAACGAGCUCGAAGGUCCAAUACCAGAAUGUUUGGGUGGAAUGCAAUCGCUGAGAGUGAUUCGAUUUGACUCAAACAAGUUGAAUUCCACCAUACCUUCCAAUUUCUGGAAUCUCAGAGACCUCAUCUUUCUAAACUUGUCCACAAACUAUUUGAGCGGUCAGAUCUCACCCCAAAUUGGAAAAUUGGAGGUAAUCAACAAUGUAGAUUUCUCGUUUAAUCAAUUUUCCGGUGAUAUUCCCAGCUCAAUCGACCGUUGCCAAUCAUUAGAAUAUCUAAAUUUGUCGAAUAAUAACAUCGGUGGUUCCAUGCCUCAAUCACUGGGAAAUAUGAAAGGCUUGACAACACUGGAAUUAUCUAAUAACAGUCUUACUGGAUUAAUACCCAAAUCAUUACAAGAUCUCAAAUUCUUGGAGUAUUUCAAUGUGUCAUACAACAGAUUGGAAGGGGAAAUUCCAAAUGGGAGCUGUUUUUCCAGAUUUACUGCUCAAUCAUUUGUGCACAACUCAGCUCUUUGUGGUCCAACAAGAUUUGAAGUGCCGCCUUGUCCAGAAGUUGAUGGAGGAUCAAAAUCAAAGGGUGUUGCUCGAUUAAUGAAGUACAUUAUGCCUCCUCUCGUUUCAGCUAUGGCUGCAGUUAUCAUUGUAGUUAUUCUCAUAAGACGAUGCAAGCCUGUGAAAGUGAAAAUUCCAGUUUCGACUUCGUUGGGUAAUCCUUGGAGAAAAAUCCCAUACAUUGAACUAUCGAGAGCAACAAAUUCCUUUAGUGAGACAAAUCUACUUGGGAGAGGAAGCUUUGGCUCGGUGUUUAGAGGGGUAUUUGAUAAUGGACUGAAUUUUGCGGUUAAAGUGUUCAAUAUAGAGUUGGAAGGAGGUAACAAGAGCUUUGAAACUGAAAGUAGAAUACUAAGCACCAUUCGACACAGGAACUUAGUUCGAGUUAUUGGUUGUUGCACCAACAUGGAUUUCAAGGCUUUGGUUCUUCAGUUCAUGCCGAAUGAGAGUUUGGAGAAAUGGUUAUACUCGGAUAACUAUUGUGGUGAUAUUGUACAAUUGUUGAACAUCUCAAUCGAUGUUGCUUUAGCUCUGGAGUACCUUCAUCACGGGAACACGUUCCCCAUUGUGCAUUGUGAUAUAAAGCCGGGCAAUGUGUUGCUCGAUGAAGAUAUGACUGCUCGUGUUGCUGAUUUUGGUAUUGCAAAGCUCUUUGAUGAAGGGGAGGCCAUGGUCCACACUAAAACACUUGCUACAAUCGGCUAUGCAGCACCAGAGUACGGAUCGGAAGGAAAAGUAUCCACGGGUGCUGAUGUAUACAGUUUUGGGAUAAUGCUAUUGGAAAUGUUCACGAGAAAGAAGCCGACAGAUGAUAUGUUUGGUGGGGAAAUGAGCUUGAAAGAGUGGGUGAGUGAAGCAUUACAAGCCAAUGACAUCUAUAAAGUAUUAGCCCCUACUUUGCUUCUGGAACAAGAUCGAAAUUUCGAUAUGAAGAUGAAUUGGCUGACAUUAGUGUUUGAAUUAGCAAUGAAAUGUUUGGCCAUUUCACCCGAUGAAAGAAUCAAAAUGAUUGAAGCAGCAGCCACUCUAAAGAAGAUCAAAGCAAAAGUUGUAACAAGGGUGACCAAAAGGUAUCAUCACCAUGCAACUACCAUUACUUGAGAUGAGGAUUUUGUUAUUAAUGGUUGAUGGUAGUCCUUUCUUUUUUUAGUUGUUCUUUGUAAAUGAGUCGAGCGUGUCUUAAGCUCCUUCAUGGGUUUUUCUUUGUUUGGUUAUUUUCCCAUGUCGUAGUCUUUGAACCAAAUCGGGAGUCUAUACAAAGGGAUGUAUCUUGCAAAAGAUUAUAAUCAUUUAGUACAAAAUCUCCUUUCUCCCGA
Messenger RNA from Salvia hispanica, 3432 nucleotides. The record is from RefSeq and is a predicted model, not a curated record. Lineage: Eukaryota; Viridiplantae; Streptophyta; Magnoliopsida; Lamiales; Lamiaceae.